AAAAAAAGCUCACUGAUAUAAGUUAAGCUCUUCAAGCAAAAAUACUAGUAGCUAAUUUGUUGUGAAGACUUACGCGUACGGCUACUGUGUUAUUAUCGAAGUCAAUCCAGACAACAGCAAGGGACAUCAUGGCUAUCAUGCAGAUGGUGUUCGUUACUAUUCUGAUAGCUGGCUGCCAGGCGAAGUCUCUGGUUGCCCGACAGGGUGGGGGAAACCCGCAUAACUGUCCGGAACACUGCCCGUUCAACAUCGAGCCGGUCUGCGGGUCCAACGGGGUAACCUACGACAACCCGUGCCUGCUGGAGGCCGCCGCUUGCCAAGACGCCACGCUGUAUUCCGACCAGUGGAACUACAAGCCUCUGACGCUGGCCCAUUAUGCUCCAUGCGGCACCCAGAACCGUAAGCGUCAGUUCAACCCUGGCACCGAGCACUGCAAUACGCACUGUAACGAUCACUACGCUCCGGUGUGCGGCAGUAACGGGCAGACCUACACCAACCGCUGCUUCCUGGAGUUGGACGCCUGCCAGUUCAGCGCUCAACACCCCGAGUCCCACCAUACCAUCACCGUGGCAUACGAUGGCGCCUGUAACGGUGUACCCGAGAAACGUAAGCGGCAGUUCGAUGGCGACUGCCCGAUGUUCUGUCCCGAGUACUACUCUCCAGUCUGCGGCAGUAAUGGUCAAAUCUAUGACAACAUCUGCUUCCUGGAGAGCGCUGCCUGCAUAUUCAGUGCUCAACAUCCCAAUUCCCACCAUACCAUCACUGUGGCUGACGAUGGCAAUUGUCACAAUGGCGCCCUCAUCCACGAUAGCGCCGCCAUCCAAGAUGGCGUCAUCCAAGAUGGCAUCAUCCACGAUGGCGUCAUCCACGAUGGCAUCAUCCACGAUGGCGUCAUCCAAGAUGGCGUCAUCCAAGAUGGCGCACCCAUCCACGAUGGCAUCGUGCAUGAUCGUGCAAUCAUGGCGUAUUCACAGGCAUUAAUUCUCGUCUUUCUGGCGGCAGGUUGCCAGGCGAAGUCGCUGGUAGCCCGGCAGGGUUUGCUGGACCCGUACGGCUGCCUGAUGGCCUGCCCGCUCGUGUUCGAUCCGGUCUGCGGGUCGGACGGCAUCACCUACAGCAGCCCCUGUCAUCUGGACGAGGCCUCCUGCCAACUGGCCGAACACUUCGCAAACCGACCUGAGUACAAGCCCCUGACGAUGGUUAGCGAGGCCCCGUGUACCCGUGACGCCCAGGACCGUAAGCGGCAGUUUGAUAACGACUGCCCGAUGUUCUGUCCCGAGUACUACUCUCCAGUCUGCGGCAGUAACGGUCAGACUUACAGCAACACCUGUUUCCUGCAGAUGGCCGCCUGUACUGCUGCCGCCAACGAUCCCGACGCAAAGCCUAUCCUUCUGUGGCAUCCUGGCGGCUGCAACGCAAACGGUAGCGAGAUGGAACUCCCGCUGUUUUCCUGAGCAAAAUCGCCAGGUGGCGCUGUUGAUAACGGCAAGCGUUAAUGCAUGGUGCAGCACACUAACACUUGUGUCACGCAUAUGAAUAAAUUACAUUCUUGCUGCGGCGAUGUGGAA
Molecule: messenger RNA, 1568 nt
Organism: Branchiostoma belcheri (Belcher's lancelet)
Lineage: Eukaryota; Metazoa; Chordata; Leptocardii; Amphioxiformes; Branchiostomatidae
Product: agrin-like
Exons: 9
Coding region: 129-1454 (441 amino acids)
Biological process (GO): cell differentiation; multicellular organism development
Molecular function (GO): protein binding
Source: RefSeq, a predicted model, not a curated record